Molecule: messenger RNA, 648 nt
Organism: Penicillium cataractarum
Lineage: Eukaryota; Fungi; Ascomycota; Eurotiomycetes; Eurotiales; Aspergillaceae
Product: glutathione S-transferase family protein
Exons: 3
Coding region: 1-648 (215 amino acids)
Cellular component (GO): cytoplasm
Molecular function (GO): glutathione transferase activity; glutathione binding
Source: RefSeq, a predicted model, not a curated record
AUGGUUCUCAAGCUGCACGGAUUCCCCCUCUCCACUUGCACCAAUAGGGUGCGCACCGUUCUUCUGGAGAAGGGUUUGGAGGCCGAGUUCAUUCCUGUUGAUCUGAGCAAGGGCGAACAAAAGUCCGAGGCAUACCUUAACGAGCUGCAUCCAUUUGGCAAGGUCCCGGUUCUCCAGGAUACCGAGACUGGUGUGCAGGUUUUUGAGAGCAGAGCCAUUGCCCAAUACAUCGCUACCAAGUACCGUUCUCAGGGAACCGAUCUGUACCCCGCCGAGACUGAUUUGAAGGCAUUCGCUCUCUUCCAGCAGGCUGUCUCCAUCGAGCAAGCCUAUUUCGACCCCAUCGUCUCGCAGAUUGCAUUCGAGAAGGUUUUCAAGCCCCGAAAGGGUCUCGGCGCCACCGAUGAAGCCCGAGUUCAGGCUCUCUUGGGUCAACUAAAUGCUGUCUUGGAAGGUUAUGAGCGCGUCCUCUCCAAGCAGCCCUACCUGGCUGGCGAUAAGGUGACACUUGCAGAUCUCUACCACCUGCCUUAUGGGGCCUUUGUCGAGCAAUUUGGUGCUGCGGAGGUCUAUGCCAAGUAUCCUGCUUUCAAAAAGUGGUGGGACAGCUUGAAGGCGAGGGAGUCAUGGAAGAAGAUCACCGCUUGA